AUGAUCUGGUAUGUAAUGUACGGUACUUUACAGAAGCAUUUAUGUAUUUAUGGUGAUUUUACUGAUUGAUUCUAUUAAAACCGAACAUUCAAGUUAUUAAACUUGAAUAGCAGUUGAUUAGUAUUAUCCAGACGAUUUGAAUCUGGAGCGAGUGUAUGAGUAAAUAUGUUUAACAAAUUCACAACCAUCCUACAACAAGCUGUGGAUGCCCUCGCACCGGAUGCUCCUCUUCAUGAAGAUUUUGUUUAUCAUUGGAAAUCUGUCACCAAUUUUUACAUAGAAAACACAGAUGACAAAACUCCCGUAACUGACAGCAACAUACCUUCGCAUCUCAAGCAAAUGUUGCAGAUUUUAGUUCAAGAGGAAAAUGAGCGUGAGGCGGGAGACACUGGGCCGUGCAUGGAGUAUUUAUUGCAGCACAAGAUAUUAGAGACACUUUACACACUUGGUAAAGCUGACUGUCCCCCAGGAAUGAAACAACAAGUUUUAAUAUUUUUCAAACACUUGCUUGGUAAAAUCCGUCAACCAUUAUUACCCCACAUAAACGUGCACAGGCCAGUAUCUCAUUUAGUUCGAGUGUGCGGUGAAGUACAGGCUGCUCCAACUGAAACUGAGGAAAUAUCGUUUCUAUGUACAGUUUGUGCGAGACUGAAACAUGAACCGCAUCUACUGCAUUUCUUUCUUAGAAACAAUGCCAAUGAUUCAUCGAACAACACUCAACACAUGAAAACAAAUCCAGCAUCUAAUGAACAAAAACAAAACGCGGAACCUGCUCACAGUCAACAGUUGAAAAGAGAAAGUUAUGAUCUGGUUGAUUCUUUGUUAAAUUUGUCAAGAUCGGAAGAUAGCAGGGUAGCUGUGAAAGCUUGUGAAGGUCUUUUACUUCUGGUUUCUAUGCCACACGAGGCAGCAGUGAGUGCUACAGUGAAAGACACAGCAUUGUGUCCGUUGCUUAAUUCAAGGUUAACAGGAUUAUUUACUUCACUUCCAACAUCACUUGAUCCAUCUGACAUAGAUUGUGUGAAUGCAAAGUGGGGACUUGACACACACAACUAUACAUACGGUGAUAUAAGGAAUUUUAAUGGAAAGAGGGCUCUUGUCUCAUUUUUAUCAUGGUUUGAUUAUUGUGACCAGUUGAUUAUUGAAGCAUAUCAGGGAUGCAGUGAUUACAUUGCCCAGUCAAUCGUAGAAAAUUUCUUUCAAAAGACACUCCUUGGUCCUCUCCUGCAGGCGGAUGAACGAGCUGCUCUCACAACUUCAUCUGUCCUCACUAAGUUGUUCACGAUGGUUCGAUCUCCGCCACUUAUGCGGGAAAUGAUCAAAUUUGUUGUUUUUAACGAUGAACAGGACGGUAGCAAGCACUUAUUACCCCGAUUAUUGGAACGAUGCGAUCAUUUCUCUGAUGAAAUAUCAGUGGUUACUUUAAGACUGUUUGAGGCUAUUAUUGGGAAGCGAGCACCUGAAGCACUUGAUUGGUUGGUUUUGAGAUUUUUAAAAGACAAGAGUUACCAUGCCAACAAUCCAGGAAAUAUUGUUGUACAAACUGAUUCCGACGAUUUAGAAUGGGAUUUAGAGCCAGGUUUAGAUGAAGGAACACCAACUACAAAGUCAAGACAACAUCGUUCUAACAGUGAUAUUGUGGCAGAUAAUGGAGUUGAAGCAAACAAUCCCAAAACACAAGUUCAACGUGCAGUUAAUUGUUUCCUCGCUUCUAUACCUGACUCAGCAAAAUCAACGCAAGUUAACGAUGAUGACUCAGGGUAUGAUGGUUACUUGCGUGAAGCUCAUCGGAUGUAUAAAGAUGUUUGUUUGAACUGCCGUGGUUUUAAUUGGCCAAAAUUAAGUGACAAUAAACUUGAACCAGCCGAACGUUGUGAAGCUGUUACUAAUUAUGAUGAAGGUCCCUUUCUUCGAAUGCUUCUGAACAAAUUGUCCAAGGUUUUAUCUCAACAAUAUUCAGUGAAUUUAGUUGUUACUUCAAUUGCAUCUCGAUUAUGUUUGAUGCCACACCCGCUCAUGCACGAACUAUUCAUCAACCCACUCACACAACUACGCCCUCAAGCGAGGUCGAUGUACACCGUUGUUCAGAUGGUGGUCGAACAAAUCCUGCAUCGGAUGAACCAUAUUCCAAACUUUAAGAAUCGAUUGAUCGUCGCGAGGAGGAAGUUGGCAGCAGGAGGAUAUAAUGAUGAAGAUCAUGUUGCUCCUCAUCAUCAGAAAGGUUCGCACAUGGCACCUCACAUUGGUGUGGCACAAGGUGUCGUCACCAACAAUGACAUUGACACUCAUAAAACUUUCCUUGAAGGAACAAUUGUACUAGAAGAGUUUUGUAAAGAAUUGGCUGCCAUUGCUUUUGUAAAGCAUCAUGCUGUAGCAGUGCAAGGCUUAUGAUGGUUUUACAUUAUAUAUUUAUCAGAUUUUAAAGUUUUAUGUUUUCUUGUUGACUCAAUUUAAGUGGUCUGGUUUCACUGGAGUGUUCUCACUGGACGUCUUGGUUAUGUAAUAUAAGCAUUCUAUGCUUAAUUGCAAUUGUCAUGGCGCCAAAUGAACAAUUUUAUCGCAAAUCAUGUUGAAUGUAUACAGUCAGUGGUCAUUAAGUUGACCACAAAGUGUGUGUGCAAUCAAUGUUUAUUUUAUUUACUGACCUGUAAUUACUUAGGACCAUGUAAGGUCAAAUAUUUCAUUAAAGUGACAAGAUCACUAACUACGGUGUAUAUGACUCUGCCAACUGCUUAGAUUUAUAUCAUAAGAUCGCUAUUUUGCUUUCAACUGGUGUAAGCUUAUUUAUAAAUAAAUAUUAUUCAAUGCGA
Ciona intestinalis (vase tunicate) is the source of this 2810-nucleotide messenger RNA. The record is from RefSeq and is a predicted model, not a curated record. Lineage: Eukaryota; Metazoa; Chordata; Ascidiacea; Phlebobranchia; Cionidae.